Molecule: messenger RNA, 1807 nt
Organism: Osmerus eperlanus (European smelt)
Lineage: Eukaryota; Metazoa; Chordata; Actinopteri; Osmeriformes; Osmeridae
Gene: fgfbp2a
Product: fibroblast growth factor binding protein 2a
Exons: 2
Coding region: 46-1143 (365 amino acids)
Biological process (GO): cell-cell signaling
Molecular function (GO): growth factor binding
Source: RefSeq, a predicted model, not a curated record
AGUCCUACUCUCACCCUCUGUCACAUUCACGCAUCAGGCUCGACCAUGUGGACUCUGACCAAAACCCUGCUGCUCCUCGCCUGCUGCCUCUGGGCGGCCGAGGGGCAGGGCGAGAACGGCAACGCGAGGGCCCCCGGGAACGGGGCACCGGAGACCAGGAAAAACGUGUGGGAGGACCCCAUCCAGUUCACCAACAAGGGGAACGAUGCCUGCACCAUGAUCGUCACCGGCCAGGGCGAAUUUACCAGGCUGCGGAUAUCGUGCCGGGGGGAGAACAGCUCCUACUGGUGCGAGUACAUGGGGAAACCUCAGACCUGUCGCUCAUACAACAACAACCCCAGGCACUACUUCACCCAGAUCAUGUGGGACCUGAGGAAACUGCCAAACGCUUGCCAGGCACCCAAGUCUAUCAAGCCCCAGAUGUGCAAGAGGGCGCCUGAAGAGUCUGGGAUGGUCUUCUCCUCUGCCUCCACAUCUGAAGCAGCCGCCCCACAGAAGCCGGAGAGGACCCAGGAGAGGCAGCCCACUCAGGGCAGACCAGAGCCUAAGGCACCCACGACCAAGCAGAUGGGAGCUAAGCCAGCCGCAGCCAAACCUGAGCAAGCCAAACCAGCCAGACCAGAGCAAGCAAAGCCAGAGCAAGCCAAACCUGAGCAGGCAAAACCAGCCAGACCAGAGCAAACAAAGCCAGAGCAAGCCAAACCUGAGCAAGCCAAACCAGCCAGACCAGAGCCAGCGAAGCCAGAGCAAGCCAAACCUGAGCAGGCGAAACCAGUCAGACCAGAGCAAGCCAAGCCAGAGCAAGCCAAACCUGAGCAGGCGAAAGCAGCCCCUACGAAGCCAGUGCAAGCUAAACCAGAACAGGCAAGACCAGAGCAAACAAGACCGGCACCUGCAAGACCUGCAGCAGCCAAGCCGGACCAAUCCAAGACAGAUCAGGAACAAGGCAAAGCUGCUCCGGCCAAGCCAGGCAAGCCAGUAGGGAAAAUACCCACACUAAAGAAGAUGUUGACUCCUAAGCCUGCCCCUCCAAAGCCUACCAAGGCGGCUGUGAAAAGCAAUGCCAAGAAGAUGGCCCAAGAAUAUUGCUGGAGAUCACUCCAGGGGGUCUGUACCUACGUGAUUGGUUGGUUUCAGAAUUAAUACAGAGGUUUUUCAUUCCUUGAGAAGAUGACUUCGAAGGUCCUUAGUGGUGCUCAACGCGGCUUCCCAGAAGAGGGGUUUAAUAAACGCUGAAGAGCUAUGACGCCCUCUUCAGGAGAACGACAGUUAUGACAUUUCUGUCAAACUAUACGCUGCCACUAUUUCACCAUGAGUUAUGUAUGAAUGUUACAUCAAGGCUGAUACUGUUCCGAUUUGCUUGGGAGAACGUCAUUACAAGUUUCACAACGAUGACUGAAAACAUAAUGCAACCUGACAGUAGCAUUGGGUUUGGACAGAUUAUGUGUAUCCAUCAUCUUUCAAAUUUACAUAAUGAUAGCCUACUCAAAGUGACAUGGUUUUUAACCUUAACUUUUUUACGGUUUCGUGUCAAAUCAGACAGUUAAACGUUUUCCGACUCUAUAAUGGACUCUCCUAAGGCAGAUAAGCCAUUGGUUUCACCUUUUUUAUUUUUAAGUUUGUAUCACUCUAUACUAUGUAUCGAAUAUACUUUGCGGGAUAACAACAAGGUUUUGAGUUAACGUAGAGUGUCUGAAAAUGACAACUUCACUAUAGUUCAUUGGACUGAAAUGUUACAAAAAAUGUCUGAAUGGAUGUCUACAUUUGUAUGUAGAUGAAUGUGCUUAUGAAUAAAAGUUGGUUCCUA